Molecule: messenger RNA, 1512 nt
Organism: Aspergillus clavatus NRRL 1
Lineage: Eukaryota; Fungi; Ascomycota; Eurotiomycetes; Eurotiales; Aspergillaceae
Gene: dbp3
Product: RNA-dependent ATPase DBP3
Exons: 3
Coding region: 1-1512 (503 amino acids)
Biological process (GO): rRNA processing
Cellular component (GO): nucleolus
Molecular function (GO): ATP binding; RNA binding; RNA helicase activity
Source: RefSeq, a predicted model, not a curated record
AUGGGCAAGCGCGUCAGCCACAAUGAAGGCGCUGAUCGGCGGCCAAAGAAGAAGGCAAAGAAUGAGAAGCCCGAAAAAGAAACCAUGGAAUCUCCUGCGGCAGAUGUGACAGUUGAUUUUGGCUCGAAAUCAGACGCUACAUAUGUCCAGUCGCAAGUUUUGAGCGAUAUGCCUCAAUCAGAGAUAGAUCAAUUCCUCGCGACACAUUCCAUCAAGGUUACCGACACAUCAGAUGCCCCGGCUGUUCGCCCAAUCAUCUCGUUCUCUCAUCUUCCUAGCUGUGAUAGCAAGCUCUAUUCUUCGCUGAGCUCCUUCGCCUCGCCUACACCUAUUCAGUCUGCAACUUGGCCACUAUUAUUUGCUGGCCGCGAUGUCAUAGGCAUUGCAGAGACUGGAAGUGGGAAGACUCUAGCGUUUGGCUUACCUUGUCUCAAAAAGAUCUUGGAUUCGGGGAAAAUCAAGUUUAAGAAUGCCCGGCCUGCAGCGGUGAUAAUCUCACCAACCAGAGAGCUUGCGAUGCAAAUUUACGAUCAAAUCUCGAAAUACGCAGGAUCUAUUGGCAUCAAAGCAACUUGUAUAUUUGGGGGUGUAAAAAAAGACGAGCAGCGAGAGGCUUUGAAGAGUGCAGCUAUUGUCGUUGCCACACCUGGUAGGCUGAAAGAUCUGCAGAACGAUGGUUCUGUGGACUUGGGAAAAGUCAAGUACCUAGUCUUAGACGAGGCAGAUCGGAUGCUGGAUAAGGGAUUCGAGCAGGAUAUAAAAGAUAUCAUUAGCUCCACUCCAGACUCAAAGCGCCAGACCGUGAUGUUCACUGCAACUUGGCCUCCUAGUGUCAGAGAUCUAGCAGCCACCUUCAUGACCUCAGCUGUGACCGUCACCAUUGGCGGAGACCCUUCGGCCGACCCGCGUGCUAAUACAAGGAUCAAACAAACGGUCGAAGUCGUCCAGUCGCAUGACAAAGAAUACAGGCUUGUGCAGUUACUCAGUGAAAAUCAGAGAGGGGCUGCAGCGCUUGACAAGGUUUUGGUAUUUUGUUUAUACAAGAAGGAGGCAAUGCGUGUUGAGAGGCUCCUUCGGAACAAGAACUUCAAAGUUGCAGGUAUCCAUGGCGAUUUGAAUCAGCACGAAAGAUUCAAAAGUUUGGAUGCGUUUAAAUCAGGGGCUGCUACCGUGCUAGUUGCAACUGAUGUCGCGGCACGUGGUCUCGACAUACCAUCUGUCAAGUUGGUCAUCAACGUCACUUUCCCUUUGACGGUCGAGGAUUAUGUACAUCGUAUUGGACGAACUGGACGUGCUGGAGCCGAAGGUCGCGCCAUUACCCUGUUCACCGAAACUGAUAAAGCUCAGUCUGGCGCAUUGAUCAAUGUUCUGAAAGCUGCGAAACAAGAGGUGCCUCAAGAAUUGCUUAAAUUCGGAACAACGGUAAAAAAGAAGCAGCACGGUGCUUACGGCGCGUUCUUCAAAGAAGCUGACUCUGGAAAAUCGGCGACAAAAAUUGUUUUUGAUGAUUAG